GAGAGAACCCAUUGUUUAGGUUAUGGUGUGCUGUCUACAUUUAGUCCUGCUUAGGUCAUCCACAUUUUGUUCAUUCAUAAUGUGUCCAAAAUGUCACCCAAUAAUUUCGAGCACUGACCCAACAUCUUCAGUCAUACAGGAUUGCUGCUGUGCAAGUUCUAUUUAGAGAGUAGUCGUUUAAUCCCAAAAACCAUUCUAAAAAUCAGUGAUUUGUUAACUGACCCCAUCUCUUGAUGGAUUGACUUCAGUACUAACAGCUAUCAAUUUGCGGCACCAAGUACAUUUUGCUUUUGUAUUACCUAUCAAUCACGACUAAAAGCGUCCGUAGGUCAAACGUUACUAAUAAAUAGUCUAAAUCUCAUCUCCAACUAUCUGAAUCACUGAACAACGUAAACAUAAAAAAACAGGAAAAAGUCACUUAUGGUAGUUUAACCUCAACAAACUCUAAACAUACCUUUCGGCACCAUAUAUCACUUGUAAGCAAACGUAACCCAAAUAAGUGCAGCACGCAGGUAUAAUUUUAGUUACUGAUGGUAUUUUCAAACACGCUUAGGUAUAAAAAGCCAUUUAAUCAAUGUGUUCAGAGUUCUACAUCAAAUCAGUAGAACUAAAAGCGGUAUUUUGUGGGGUUGAGAUGAGCCAACUGCCGACUUCUCCGUAGUUUAACUCGGUUCUCAUAGUGUUUCCGUUCUGAUGGUCCAGAUCUGUUUGUACUGUCCUCUGCCGUAUUAGAAAAUGCAAGAUUCAUUGAUGUGUCUUAAUUGGACAUGGGAUGUGAGGGUAAAUCUAAUAUUUACACUGACUGUAAAUCCUCAGUUCCCAGGAUCAAACAUUGUUUUUUUGUCUGCUUGUACACGGAUGUUAUGAGCACUUUUCCUGGUUGUAUUUUCUUUUGGUUUGAUUGUAUUCCUUAGUAUCAUUGGUUUAAAAGAUCAUUUGCAAAGAUUUCGUUACUGGUAAGCUUUAUCCACAAGUAGUAGAUUAUCAAGAUCAUUGUCCUAAGAUUGUGCGACACCUUAAAAUCGGUGUUAGUACGUUACUCAAUUUAUUUUGAUUCACGUCUUUGUAAUUUCUUUUAUAUGGAUACUAUGAGAAAUAAAAAUACUGUGUAGUUUGAUCUUUACGUCAAAUAUCAGUCAAGUAACGCUGAAGGGAACAAGCUUAAGUUCUAUCUUUCCUAGUGUUAUUUCCAUUUAGUGCUUAAUUGUCUUUAGCGCAGUUGCUCAACCGUUCAACCUUCGGCAACCAAGUUCCGGAUUCAUACCUUACUCCGUUUUUGAGUUUUGGCUGGGUGUUAGUGUCAUUAUUCUUAUUUAAAUAGGGGCUCAGAACCAUGUAGAUAAAUCAUUAAGCAUAAUCGUACGUUUCGCAAAUAUAGAUACUGUGUUGCUAAUGUAUUGUCACUCAUUUCUAAGCGAAUGAAUCACCGUGCAAUUCCUUUGAGAAAAUAAUAAGCAAAUUUAACUUUAAUUCUUAUUCAAUCAGUUUUUGCACAUAUAAUUUCAUUACUAUGUUAGUCUGCAUGCACGACACAAACUUCAAUAACUCUAGAUGUGUUGAUUGGGAAAUUCGGAUUUGAAGUAAGAUAGGAUUUUAGGAACCAAUGAGUUCGUAUAGUAGCCUACACCUCUCAAGUACCCAUCUCUACCCACCCAAGUUUAAUACAGUAUCUUAAUUAAUCGAGCACUAUAGUAGUCGGUUAACAAUCUUCAGUUCUUUUUUGUUGUUGUUUAGUUGCAUAUAUCAUCCCAGGAGCACCUGCAACAAUGCUGACCCCUGCCUUACAGAUUGCACAAACACCUGCUUCACAUACAAUAAUUCCUACCGUGUCGCUACCAAACACUCAAAUCCUACCUACUCAGCCGACAAUACAACAUCCUAUUGGAGGUCUACCACAUCUUCCAGUCGAAAAUCUCCCCAUACCUAUUCUUCCAGAUGGAUCAGCUGUCCAAUCAGUACAUCCCAGUUUCAACCCACAAUCAUCCAUGACCUCUACCGGUACAGAACAACCAAUUGAUACCCCUGAAGUGGUUGACGUAACUCAGGUCAUUGCAUACAUUAACGAAGUGGGAUGGAGAAAAGUAGUUUUUCCCACAAGCCUUCGGGAGCAUCGUGCAGUCGCUGCUGCUAUAAAAGAUGCUCUAGGGUCAUCAAACAACGACUUAGCGGAUCUCACUGAAUCAGCGGUUAACAAAAAUGACUUGUCCAACCCGUCAUCUACCCAACCUCGUAGCGAUGAUGCGCCUACAAGACCAAUAAAAGCUGACGAUAUUAUCAUAGUUGAAGAUCGUGUGUUUUUUGUUCCGAAAAAUGUAAAUCGAACCAAGUUUCUAAAGUUCCUAUCGAAACUGGAUUAUAUUAAGCAUCAUGUCGAAUAUUACUUCAGUGAAAGCAAUCUACAACGUGAUUCCCACUUGCGUGCGAUACUAACUGCCAAUCAAGAUGUUUGCCCUCUAUCCGAGCUGUUACAGUUCAAUAGACUUCGCUGGGUGUCCGCUACUGAAUCCGAAUUGCUAGAUGCCGUUUCCAGCAGCAACGUCUUGUUGGUCGUGCUUUCCCCUGAUGGAUCACCAGCUGGAAUUACUCGAGUUUGUCCAACAUUGGUAAAACAUUUUAAUGAAGGCUGUCCUCCAUCCGUCGAGUUCGGCUAUGUGCGUCCUGUAAAUCAAGGUGUAAGUUUGGCAACUUCGGUUUCUGAUCAAAACACAAUUGUUGUGCAAGUAUCUUCAGCUUCUGGUCAAUCUCUUACACAUCCCAGUGUUGAUCCUUCAAAUCAAAACAUCUCAAUCCUGAGUCCGGUCUCAGCUCAUUCAUUUGGAAGUCAGGUUUCCGCAAACAGUAACAACGCCCCUUUUCCAUGUGCAACACAGGUUUUGGGAGUUUCGGGUCAAUCCAUGAGCUCCGUUCCUCAUAAUUCGCUUCCGAACUAUAUUCAAUCUUCCGCUCACGUCUUGACUCCGAACAAUUUCGGGAUUUUGACAAACACUUCACCAGGGAAUAUGAUAUAUUCUAGUUCUUCACCCUCGCAGCAGCACGCGUCAGUUACUUCUCCGUUCUACCAAUCCGACCUCGGUCCACAAUCUACAAUUAGACCAGCACAAGCUUUUCAUUGUCCACAACUUUACACUCAAAACCAAGCUGCUGCGUUUAUGGCCGCGGCUGCCAAUCAAUGUAGUUUGUUAGCAUCAGGACCCAGCACUACAGUUUUGCCUCCGUCAGACCCGAGUACUGCGUCCUUCAUAUCCGCAUUAUACCGCCUUGCCACUCCAGGUAGCCCGGCGCCUAUUGUUGGGACGUAUGUACCUUCCGUUGGAAAUCCUAACAACAUGUCUCCUGCUGCUCCCAAUUCAGCCGUGUUUCUCCAGUUUAUUCCAGGAGCUCAUCCUGGCCAAACUAACGCCUAUUUCGCGCCUCCAAUUAGUUGUCCGCCGGGCACAAACUCACUGUUAAGCCGUUCCGUUCCUGCACACGCUAGUGGAAUGUGGAUACCACUCAACCAAGGUUCUGGUGCGAACGGUGGUAUUGUUCCGACGCUUCCUUACCAAUCAUAUGUAGCACUAACUCAGGCUCAUCCGAGCCUAUCGCUUUCCAAUAAUCCGAGUGGUAACGGAGGGUUGUACGCUGUAACGUCUUCUCACUCAUUCCCAACAGCCUUUGGAACUGUCCCUACUUUAACUAUUGGUCCUGAUGUCUCUGGCUUUGGUGUUCAGAAAGUGUUCAGUCAUGCUCAUUCACUAAGCAGUCCACAUAGUUUCACAAAUCACCAAUCACCCGUUACUUCAAACGCGAACGUGACAGCAAUAAACACACCAACCGGACAUACUUCUCAAAUCAAUGUAAAUCAUAGUUCAGUUCCAGGUUCACAGCCAUCAAACAGUAACUUGGCUUUGGGUAAACGAAUACCUACAAACAACACUCAAACAUGAAUCUAAGUCUUUCCAUAAGAUUUUACCACAUCCCUUGCUACGUACAGUGUACAGUUCCCCUUGUCCACAGAUUCUUUAUAACCUUUUAUCCCUUAAUAGCUAGCGACAUUUCUAAAAUUUCAGACAGUUAUCUAUCAUCUCUUUGCACAGCUAUAGCAGUUGUCUAGUCACUAGUUCCUGCAUAUGCGAUAUCUGUACUCACAGUUUGUGCCUUGAAUCGUUUGUUUUUAACAUUUCGAAUUAUUUUUGUAAUUAAAAAUAUACGUACUUUCUUCCGAAGCUAACCUCCAAAUGGCAUACGUAGCUAAUAUCGGACAAGUUUUUACGGUUUGCUGCCUGUGAUAUAAAUCUUUAGGUUUUAUGACUUUCGUUCAGGCUGUGCCUGUCAUCCAUUCAUUUGUAGGUAUUUUAUUCGAACUCAGAGCUGGUUGUCUUUUAAAAUGUAGUCUUCAUAUUAAUUGAUGUAUUACUUCGGAUAUAAUCCACAAAAAGUGUAAAUGCUUUUAGUUCCCAUGUGUUCAUGCCCUAAGUGCACUUCAUCUGUCUUCCAGUGUAGUGGGGUGCAAACUCCCGAAAUUAAAUUAGGUUUCCUCAUUUCUCACUUCCUGACGUCACGUAGUAUAUUUAUCCAAUUGUAGUUUACCAUUAGUAAUUCUUGUUCAUUCCAUGAAUGCUGUCCAUUGUAAAUAUUACCUUUAUCAUUUAGUCUCGAAUGUCUACAUUAUCUUUUAUGUUUAUCUUACUGGUUUCGGUACCUAACACCUUGCUAACUAAUUUGUCGCAACAAAUCUUUAGUGUUUCCUAUUAUCUUCAAGCUUUCUUAUUCUCAUUUGUUAUUAUUCAGAUUCUUUAAAAAUAAACGUCCAAAAAAUGAUGUGUAUCCUG
Molecule: messenger RNA, 4811 nt
Organism: Schistosoma guineensis
Lineage: Eukaryota; Metazoa; Platyhelminthes; Trematoda; Strigeidida; Schistosomatidae
Source: the annotation of a GenBank genome assembly